Messenger RNA from Anguilla rostrata (American eel), 3952 nucleotides. RefSeq lists its product as uncharacterized. The record is from RefSeq and is a predicted model, not a curated record. The transcript is spliced from 9 exons. Lineage: Eukaryota; Metazoa; Chordata; Actinopteri; Anguilliformes; Anguillidae. Bases 476 to 1909 code for a protein of 477 amino acids.
AUUCAAUAAUGAAUGCAUUUAACAGGAGGGAAUAGUAUGCAAACUCACCGAGCUUGCAUGCGGAACGUGAUGUACUAUUGGCUGCAGUCUGAAAUACAAUAUUUACUGAAUUAAAUUCAAUAUUGCCGUGUACUUUAGCGGAAGAAGAAACGCAUAUUUAUACGCAUCAAAUCAGCACACGAGUAAAUGGAUUUCCUUACUGCGCGCAUCUCUUUGCUGUUGCAUAGCCAACUGUAGCUUUCCGUGUACGGCUAACAUUUAAAUGACAAAACAAGCACGAUUCUUCCGCGAAUUUGGUAUUUCGCGUAGUUACCUUAAUUUAUGAAGGCUUAUUACGAUUUUUUCCAGAAUGCAGAGGUUCAUUUCUCCGUCCUCGUGUUUCUCACCCCCAUGCGCAUAUCGAACGCUUUUUGGGGAAUAGCAUAGUCACUACACAUCAGACAGGACCGAUCCCAAAGCACACAGAAGCUCUAAAAUGUCAAAACUCAGCGUUGAACUGCUACUACUGCGGGAGAUUUCCGACAAAAAGGUAAUGUUGGUGUGGAUAUUGCUCGGCACCGCUUUCUGUGUUGAUGGCUUCAGAAUUGAUAACAGGACGCAGGUGGCCUACGGGCGGGACCUGAUCAUCCCCUUCUCCCGGCGGGCGGUGGUGCUGCUGUUCUCCCCCGCGGACAUGCGGUUUGCCCCCAUAAUGGCGUGGAGCAUCCAGGACCCCGCCGGCGUCGAGUGGCGGCGCGGCCGGUCCGACGGCCGCCACUGGAUCCUGGAGGGGGUGACCUAUGAGGACCAGGGGAAGUACACCCAGCACGACAGCACCAACCACAUCCUGUCCUCCGUCAUCCUGACCGUCAGAGAGGAGCGGCACUACCUGGACCGGCGUGUGAACGGUUCCAUGACCAUCUCGCUCCGCGUGCCGCUGGCCGACGCCCAGCUGUCCUUCACCCCGGAGGGCGGGAAGGAGAACUACAGCCUGGUGCGGCGCGGGACGCUGGACACGCCCGACGAGUCCUACCGAGCCCGUCUGCAGCUGGGGCUGUCCAGGAUCAUCCUGGAGGGCCUGACUAUGGAGGACAGCGGCCAGUAUGAGCUGCGCGACCGAAACCUGAACCUGGUGUCCACCACCCGGCUGCGAGUCAGCGACUCUGACGACACGUCGGGGAACCCCUACCUGGCCCUCCUGGCCCUGCUGGGUGUGGGGGGGGGCAUCUUCUGCUGUGUGAGGAAGAAGAAGUGCUGCAAGAAGAAGAGCCCCCACAUUCAGGGUGACUCACAUUCACCUGAGCAGCCCAACGGAGACGGCCAGGUUUUCUAUCAUCCAACUCCCAACGAUCCCAGCCAGUCAAACUGGACCGACCCGGCUGGUCCUCCACCAGACUGGAUUGGACCAACCGGUCCUCCACCAAACUGGGCUGGACCAGCAGGUCCACCACCGAACUGGAUUGGACCGGCUGGUCCACCACCAAACUGGGCCGGACCGGCUGGUCCACCACCAAACUGGGCCGGACCGGCUGGCCCACCACCAAACUGGGCCGGACCGCCACAACCAGAUUAUGGCCAAAAUCCCCCCAAUGUGAUGUACCCUCCCAUGAACCCCCAGCCACAGUGGACCCCAGGACCCCAGGCCGCGGGCUAUGCUCCUGUCAUGUACAGUGCACCUCCCACUGCAUCAGAGCCAGUGAAGGAGGAUGAGAAAGAGGCAAUAGCUACUGACAGCCUGACUGCCCCUGACACUGAGGAUUCGGAUGGGAAGCAGAAGCCAUCGUCUCCCUCCUUCCCCCCGAGCUCAGACUGUUUGCACUCAUCAGCCCAGGGGGUCCAGUUCCAGAUUGACAAGGAGGACAGGACAAAGGACUACAGUAAUCACGAUCCCCAGGGCAGCGGCACACGCGCCUCCGAAAACUUCCUCUAGAGCAUCACUUCCUCUAUCCUGAUGUUUGACGGCCACAGUCCAGGGGCUUUCUGUCACUUCCUGUUCCCUGGAGAACCUAAUUUUAGAGGCCACAGUCUGACCAGAACUUCUCUGCCUGCAAGCCUGGCUCAAAUGCUUUGUUUCAAGCACUUUAACCCCUUAAAGUGAAAUUCCUGCAGGAUUACUCACAACUAUAUGAGAUGUGCAUUUUCAUCCAGGCUCUUAUUUCAUAUGAUUGAUAUGUUUAAGAUGCUUUGUUGAAAAUUCUCAAAUGCAAAAUGCUUUUUUACUCAGACACUGGAAAAUGUGACACUCCUGUUUAUCCCUGAAAUAAGAGUUUCAAAGUGAAAAUGUGUUUAAUAACCAAAACCACCAUUUGUGUUAAAAUGGCCCAUAAUCCUGUGGGAAUCGUUUUGGUGUCUGAAGACUUCCGGCCAGGUGUGCAGGGAGCUGAGUGCCCUGGGGGACUGGAGUUACCACCCCCUCCCCCCUCCCAAGAGAGGGGGUGGAGGGGGGCGGGGGGCAAUUCUGUGGCUAGUUGGGGUGAAUUUGGGAUUAGGAGAAUGGGGAUGGUAGGGGGGGUUGGGGGGAGUAGUUUGUUUUAAUCUAGCGAUUUACACUUUUUAAUGUUUUGUGAGCCAGUGUAAUUAUAAGAUAGAUUCUGACAGCCUUCACUGGAUGGCAUCAUCAGUCAUUCGUCACCAUAGAAACAGAACUCCUCAAACAGCAGGGGGCCAGAGAGAGCAGAGGGAGACUUCAGCCCUCCUGUGACUGAUCAAGAGCAAAUAUUUUUAUCCAAUCCAAACUCAAGAGUAUGAAACCUUCAUCCAAUCAGGAUAGAACAAGCAAAAAAGAAAUAAAUCUGAAAAAAUUAUGCCAAAAAGCUAAGACCUAAACUGACUGCCUGUCAAACUCAGAUUAUUCCAGAAUGGCCAAAAUCAUACCUGUAGCGCUGAGCAUUCUGUCAUCAGAGGGGGAAAGUCCAGGGGUCAGAAAGUAAAAGUCCUGCCGUGUGUUUCUUCCACCCAUGAACUCAGCCAGCUGACAUCACUAAUUAGUUCCAGCUCCUGGCUGCAGUAUUGUGCCCGUUAGCAAAUCUGGGUGAUUGGAACAAAAUACUGGGGGGGACUUUUACUUUCUGAAUGUAAGAUCUUGCCAGCUCUGCCUGUUAUCGGCCAAAGACUGAGUUUGAGAACACCUGUUCAGAUUCGUGAGCUUGAGCAGCAGAGCAGCAGGGCAUGGCUAACAUGGCCGACCUUUGUACGGCUGGACACUGCAGAUUUUUACUCCAGCAAUGUGGAGUGCCUCGAAUCAGUCACACCGGACUGGAACCUGUGACUUUCCGGGUCUUCCUGGUGCUACCUCAUAAGUACCUCCCUGGCCGUAGCAGUCGGCAUAACCUAGCCAGCUCCGUUAGCUCAGCCGUGGUGUAGAAACAUUUGCAGUGUUGUAGAAAACUAUGUGCUUUGUGUAAAUGUUGAAAGCAUGUAUUGUGUGUAUUUGUGGGAGAUAACUGGACGACAGUAAUGAUCGGUCAAAUUAAGAAAUACAGCUUCUCUGUAAUAUUUAUGUGCAAAACUCUUACUGUAGUGUCAUGCCUUUAUUGUAGUUUGUUUGACAAUGUACACACAUAUCCACUCUUAAAAAAAAAAGAGAAAAGCAAGAUUUGCAUUUGUUUUCCUUUAACCCAAACUGAAGUAGGACAAAAAAGCUCAAAUUGGCAGUGUGUGUGUCUGUGUCUCUCUGAGUGUGUGUGUGUUUGUGCAGCUGUGUGUGUGUCUGCAUGUGUGUGUGUCUAUGUGUGUGUGCGUGUUUGUGUGUGCAUGUCUGUUUCUCUGAAUGUGUGUGUGAGAGUGUUUGUGCGUGUGUAUGCGUGUUUGUAUGUGUGUUUGUGUGUGUGAGUGUCUGUUUCUCUGAGUGUGUGUGUGAGAGAGAGAGUGUUUGUACGUGUUUGUGUGAGAGAGUGCGUGUAUGCGUGUUUGUGUGUGUCUGGGUGUGUUAGCGUGUUUUUCCCAUCACUCCUCCUUCUUGCGCUCCACCGUU